CAAUUCAAAACUCCAGACGUUAUCUUAUAGUUGAUGUUAGCUUGAGUGCGGUGCAGCUUUUUUUACGUUGUACGUCAUGGGUAAAAUAUUUGUUCACAAGUAACGGUAUUUUUCAAUAAGUUUAAAAAGUUCACAAGUAACCACUACGAGAACCUUUGCCACGGAGGACAGACGUCGCUGUGGCCGCUCACAGCACUCUCUCACCGGACGCGAGAGCGCCUACGGCCCGCUGAAGAGGACCGGUUGAAAAUGGAGCCCUCGGACCCUGGCAAGAAUGAUGAAAACAGUGAAUACUGCUUCAGGAGACGCAUUUCUUCUAUUCUUAAAGCCCCACGGAAAUCAAUAUUCACAGAUCCAGAGCAACAGGAAAAUAUGGUUGAAUGUGCCAAACCUACUGAAAAAAGAAAUUCCAGAAGAGUUAGCUUUGCACCAGCCAAUGAUGUCCUCCUUUUUGCCAAGGAUGUUAAAAAUGCCUCCCCACUCCGCAGUCCAUUCCAAGAGUUAAUGUCUACAGCAGUGCUACCAACACAAAAUAGUGUUCAGGUGUCAAUUGGUGAAGAUGGGAUUCAACAAAUAAUGGGAAUGGAGCCUGUGAUAAGUGCACCUCUUCAUACCUCUGACCUAAAUGGAAAGGCCACCUUUGAACCUGGAUUGGGUUUUGGAGAGAAAACAGUGAUGUAUUGUGAGGAUGAUGGCUUCAUGGAGAUGACCCAGAGUCACACUAUCAACAUAGCUAAUAAUGAAGGCUGUCUUGUAGAUUCUCCACAGAAGAAUAGAACCACCUUGCUUUCUUGUGGAAAGAAGACAGUGAUGUCCUCAGCAGAUAGCAAAUCCUUGGAUAUGAGCCUAAGGUAUAACGCGAAUGUCGCAAGAGGGUUACAAGCGCCAUCCGCAGGCAGAGUCACAGAUUUUAGAGUUACGUCAUCUCUUCCAAGUUUUGAUCCCUCUUUCAACAACUUGCUCUGUAGUCUUUCAGAAUCACAUGGAUCAAAUGUGAAACUCUCCGAAGCCACAUUGGAGACUAACAUGUCACAGAUUAAAACCCAAAAGGUAGAUGUGAAUAAGGAAAAUCAAACUCCGACUUCAGUUUAUUCUGAAAUGGGGAAAUCGCCUAAUAACGCCAGGAAUAUUGGACUCUCUCAAGACAUGGAUUUGACAGUUACCCACACAAGCCACAUUACAGGAUUGACAGAUGAUGCUGACGAUCCUUUUCAGUGUCUUUUCCCCACACAAGAAAUGUAUUCCCAGUCUGAUACUGCAUUACAAGCAAUACACAACACAAAGACCCUUCAGAAGCAGACCGGCAUGACACCAGGAUCAUACAACACAAAAGCAGCAUCUGGAAACAGGUUUGAGAAGGAAAAUGCUGAAGAAGAAUCUUUUCAGAUAACUGACACACUCUAUUUAAAGAAUCAGUCUUUUCAUGCACUUCAACGACAAAGGAUGGCUGCAUCGCCGGGCUUGCAGCACAAAUCGUUAACGUCACCAUCCUCACCGGGUCCUCAGAUUAAUUCUGAGACUCAAGAGGACUGCAGAGAGCAAGCAGUGAGAUUUACAGAUGGUGAUGCUCACUUGGAUGUGACUGGUACUCAUUCUGUAAACAUAGCUAGUACUUUCACAAUACAAUCACACAAAACUCUGGACAGUUUACCUACGAGUGAUGAGAGAACAAUGAGGUUCACAGCAUAUGAUGCCACAAUGGAUGUGACCCGAAGCCUUACUGUAAACAUUAGUACCCCUUUUGAAACAGGAGACCAAAAAAAUUUCAACUCUGUUCCUGCUGGAGGAGAGAAAACCAUCAGAUUUUCAGCAAAUGACGCAGUGAUGGAUAUGACGCAAACCCUCACUCCAAUAAUUGAUACUCCUUUUGAACCAGGAACACACCACAAUACUAACUUCGUACCUCCUGGAGGAGAAAAAAACAUCAGGUUUUCAACAAAUGACACAGCGAUGGAUUUAACGCAAAACCUUACCGCAAACAUUGCUACACAUUUGGAACCAGGUGCACAGCAGAAUGGUAACUCCAUACCCGCUGAAGGAGAGAAAACUAUUAGGUUUUCUGCAAAUGACGCAUGGAUGGAUAUGACGCAAAACCUCACUGGAAUAAUUGAUGCUCCCUUUGAACCAGGAGCACACAAAAAUGUCCACUCUGUACCCACUGGAGGAGAGAAAACCAUGAGGUUUUCAGCAAAUAAUGCAGCAAUGGAUUUGACACAAAACCUCAAUGCAAUAAAUGAUACUCUCUUUGAACAAGGUGCACACCACAAUACUAACUACAUACCUGGUGGAAGAGAAAAAAAUUGUUUUUCAACAAAUAGCACAGCGAUGGAUGUGACGGGGAACCUCACAGCAAGCAUUGCUACACAUUUCGAACCACAUGCACACCAGAAUGGUAACUCCAUACCUGCUGGAGGACGGAAAACUAUCAGGUUUUCUGCAAAGGACGCAGUGAUGGAUAUGACGCAAAGCAUCGCUGCAAUAAUUGAUACUCCCUUUAAACUAGGAGCACACAAAAAUGUCCGCUCUGUACCCGUUGGAGGAGAGAAAAACAAGUUUUCAGCAAAUGACACAGCAAUGGAAAUUACACAAAACCUCACUGCAAUAAUUGAUACUCCCUUUGAACCAGGAGCACACCACACUAAUAAAUUUGUACCUGCUGGAAUAGAAAAAACUUUCAGGUUUUCAACAAAUGACACAGCUAUGGAUGUGGCUCAAAACCUCACUGCAAACAUUGCUACACAUUUGGAACCAGGUGCACACCAUAAUAGUAACUUUGUACUUGCUAGAGGAGAGAAAACUAUCAGAUUUUUAGAAAAUGAUGCAGCAAUGGAUGUGACAGGGAGCCUCACCGCAAACAUUGCUACACAUAAACCAGCAGCCCACCAAAAUAUCAACUUUGCACCUGCUGAAGAAGCGAAAGCCCUGAGGCAACUCCUCCCUGCAAACAUUGAUUCACCUUUGGAACAAGGAGCACCCCACAAUCAGCCUAUUGGAGGAGAGACAAUUAGGUUUUCAGAAAAGGACACUGCAAUAGAUAUGACACGAAGCCUCACUGUAAACAUUGAUGCUCCUUUUGAACCAGUAGCACACCAGAAUGUUCACUUUGUACUCGCUGGAGAAGAGAAAAUGCAGAGGUUUCCAGCAAAAGACGCGGCUAUGGAUGUGACGCAAAAACUCCCUGCAAACAUUGAUUCACAUUUGGAACCAGGAGCACACCACAAUGAACCUACCAAUGAACUAGGUACAAACCAGAAUGUUAACUUUAUACCUACAGUGAGAGAGAAUUGCAUGAGGUUUACAGUAAAUGAUGCUGCUAUUGAAGUGACACAAAAUAAUCCUCCUUUAGAACCAGGAACACACCAAAAUGUUCACUUUGUACCUGCUGGAGAAGAGAAAAUGCAGAGGUUUUCAGCAAAAGACGUUGUUGUGGAUGCGACAAAUAGCCUCCCUGCAAACAUUGAUUCAAAUUUGGAAGUAGGAGCACACCACAAUGAACUUACCAAUGAAUCAGGUACACACCAAAAUUUUAACGUCUUACCUGCAGUUCCAGAGACCUCUGUGAGAUUUAGAGUCAAUGAUGCUGCUUUGACAGUUCCACAAAGUCAUGCCAUAAACACUGCUACUUGUUUUGAGCCACAGACCCAACAAAACAGAGAGUGUUUUACUUUUGGAGGAGAGAAGACCAUAAGAUUGACUACAAAUGAUGCACCUGUGGAUGCAACACAACGUCACACUGUAAACAUUGCUGUUAGGUUACUAUCCAAUGAAGUUCCUCCAGCCAAGAAACAAGAAGAGCUUUGUGGUCCGCCAAAAAAAAGACCUAUAUCAGUUCUCGGUUUAAAUCCAGGACAAAAUAUCUUUUGUAAUACAGGUUUCCCUUCAACUGACCACAUGGUCACGAAGGCAGACCCUCCAUUAGAACCAUACAUUGAAGAAUCGGUUGACAAAAAAAAAAUAAGACCAGCACAGGCUAAAACACUGUAUGUGGAUAAUAAGUACAAAGUUCCAGAAAUUAAAGAUCUUUAUGAUAGUCCUUUAACAACAAUGAAGAACAAGGAUGGCUCUUCUCAAGGAGCAGAGACUGACAUAAACAUCAACCUGACAGAAGUUCAAACAGGCUUUAUUGUUGGAGACAGUUGCUCGGGUGACCCCCCUCAGUGUGAGUCAUCAACACAACACCCAUGUGCUGAUGUUCAAGAGAGCAGAGAGAUGACGUCACAACAAACCAGUGGAGUGCCUGAACUAUCUAGCCAAGAUGUAGUGGAACGUAUAGAUUCCAUUGACUCAAAAGAAACUCAGAGAAGCAAUGGAGCUGAAUUAAGAAAUAAAACCAGCCCUUUGUCGCAGAAGUUAAAUUCACCUAAUGCCGGUGACUAUUGCAAUGGUUCAAGUCCUACCACGCAGUCUAGACGUUUAAGUUUAGCUAAUCUUCAAUUAAAACUGAGGCGUUUGAGCUGCAUGAAUAGCAAGACAUCUGACAUUAUUGCCACAGAAAGCUGCACUGCACCUUUGCCUUGUUUGGACCCUGACGCUGACGAAAACACAAAAGAUGAUAAAAAUGAUUUGGUCCCUGAUGUUGUGCCAGAUGUUAAAACAGACUUGGGAAACGUUGAGGAUGACGAUACACAACAUGGUCCGCAAGACUACACAACCGUGGCAACUCCUUUCAAAUUUAAGACUACAGAGCUUAUGUCAAGACUGUCAAUGAGAGGCUUUAAGCCAAAAAUCCCACAAAGAAGCCCAGCUGACGAACCAAAAAAGGCAAACUCCAGCUAUGCCAAUGCCAAGGAAAAAUCUGUGUGUAUGACAGCAACUGAAAAUAUUACCAGUAAACUGAAGAAGUGGAAUGACGAUUUGAGUGACAUUAAUGAUGAAGUACUCUGUAGUUGCGAAGAGCUAUCAGAAACACUGGACACAGAAAGUGCCCUCGAAAUCUCAGAAAACAUGAUCCCUUUUGAAGAUUUCAACAUAGAUGAAUCCUUACUGGACAAUGUUUUUCAAGAAAACAGCCCAAAUGGUGCCCAAGGAAUAAAGAGACCCUUGCCAUCAGAUGAAAACAAUGCAGAGGACAAAAAGAAAAUGAAGGCAUCCAGUGAGAUGGUCCCUGAGGCUGUUGAAAUGGGAAUACCAGCUCAUGUUCUGGAAUAUGAUCGUGUGAACAUAACUACAGUUCCAACAAUGUCGAAUCAGGCCAUGGAUUCCUCCAACAGUACUCACACAAACAGCAGCCGAUAUGACCCUACAGUUAAUUCUAAUUUUAAACAGAGCAUGUUGGAAUCCCAGCUUGAAGACAAGGAUGUGCAGAAAUUAGAAGAUGGCACUAUAACAAUGCUAGAGUUCUUUCAACUCUUCAGCAUAGACUUUGUGGUCCAUAAGCCCCGGCAAAGCGUCGUUCCUGGCAGACUUCCAUCCGACACUGAUCGCUCAACAGUGGAUGUAUUGAAAGACAGACUUAUAAAUCGUCCCAAAGAAAAGGUCUAUGAAUCUGAUUUUGAGAUCCUCUCUGAAAAGGUGGAAGGGUUGAAUUGCAGAAUGUUGGACUUAAACAAACCUCUCAAGAUGGUCAAUAAAUGUUUGUGGAAAGAGAUGAAAGAAUGUUCUCGAAAGGAGAUGAGAUCUUUUGGUGUAAAAUUAAAAGAGAGAAACAAUUUCUUCAGAAAGAUGAGCAAAGUCCGCUCCCAUGAAAUGAAGGAGGUCCUGUACUCUGAUCUUGUACAAACUGUUACGGACGGGAAACAGAAGUUGAGAAGUACAGUUGAUGAAUCUAAUGAGAUGAUCAAAACUCUGGAUGACUGUAUUUGUGAUUUGGAAGCAGAACUUGCAGCAGUUGAAGAAAAAGGAAAUGAAAACAAGCCAAGUCUGAAGUCACUCCAGGAAGAAAUGAAGAAGGUCAAUGAGACUUUUGAUGAUAAAAAACGACAAAUAUAUGAACUGGAGGUUCAGACAAAGCAGGCUUCAAGAAAAUUGAGCAGUCUGAAAGUUGAGACAAAAAACCUUCAGAGCUACAUUGGCAUCCUCAAUACGAUCAAUGAAUGGCGCUUUAAAGAAAAGACAGACAACUACACAGUCUACACUUUCCUCUAUGACACAUUGCAUCUACAGCUAGAGUACAAAGGAAAUGGUGCUGAUAAGAAACCUGAGCAGAGCAUUUCACAUAUCAAUUUCAAUUUUCUUCUUGAUGAUGAGAAGUCACAGAACCACGCCUGUAUGGUUCACAAGCUGCUCUCUCAGUACAUCGAGGGUGAAACAGCCUGGGUGGAGAAAUACCCAACAUGCAGACACGUUCCAAAGCUGCUCCAUGACAUGUCCUUGGUGGUCAGUUACUGUCGUCUCUUGGGGGAGGAGUUACGACUGCUGAAAAUGUGGGGAGGUUUACGGCUCAAUAUCGUGGAGAUCAGCUGUGUGGACACUCAAAUAAAUAUUGUCUUCAGCAGUCUGAGGAGAUGCUCCAAGUUUGAGGUCACCUUGUCAGUCAGCUUGGCCAAUCACCUUUAUGUUCUUCAAGUGCAUGGCUUCAAAAAUAUCCUUGGAGACACAACGAGCCACCAGAUCAAACAGAUUGUGGAAUCAUUCACUCCAGGCAAGAAGCUCUUGACAAAGAUUGUCAAAAAGAUUAACUGUCAUCUCCUUUGUUGAAAUUUGUACGAUGUAUUGAUUUAUUUUUCCUCCAUAUGUUCUGUCUGCAGUCAGUCUCUGUAGUUUCCACAAUCACCUGUAGAUGGCGCCCAUGUUCUUAGUUUUGUUUACAAAAUGACAUAUUGCCUUUACAUACAGUAUGACAAAAUAGUAUGCCCUAUUUGUUUUUUUAUUUGUUAUUCAUGUAUUAAAUGUGGUCUGUUAAUUCA
Molecule: messenger RNA, 6845 nt
Organism: Phyllopteryx taeniolatus (common seadragon)
Lineage: Eukaryota; Metazoa; Chordata; Actinopteri; Syngnathiformes; Syngnathidae
Gene: knl1
Product: kinetochore scaffold 1
Exons: 32
Coding region: 250-6636 (2128 amino acids)
Biological process (GO): cell division; attachment of spindle microtubules to kinetochore; protein localization to kinetochore
Cellular component (GO): nucleus
Source: RefSeq, a predicted model, not a curated record